GAGCUUCCUGAAUUGAUCACAUGACCUCGUCAAUAAGGAUGGAGGAGGACCAAAGUCAAAUGACUGAGAAGAUAUUGGCCCUCACCCUGGAGAUCAUCUACCUGCUGACCGGAGAGGAUUAUAAGGUAGUAAAGGAAAUAUCUGGUGAGCCAUUAACAACCAGCAGAUGUCUUCAGAGGACAUCACCCACCACAGAGCCUUCACCUCACCGCCUGACAACAGAGGAAAAGAGUGCCAAGAAGAUUCUGGAGGUCAUCAAGAAGAUGAUGGAGCUGCUGACGGGAGAGGUGAGCGGUGCCGGGAAUUCUGGGCCAUGAUCCAGGA
Molecule: messenger RNA, 324 nt
Organism: Nanorana parkeri
Lineage: Eukaryota; Metazoa; Chordata; Amphibia; Anura; Dicroglossidae
Product: oocyte zinc finger protein XlCOF29-like
Exons: 2
Coding region: 21-317 (98 amino acids)
Source: RefSeq, a predicted model, not a curated record